CGAUUGCAUCAGCUGGUCUCUUCCGGGCCACGUGGCGCAAGCGCAGUGUUCCCGGGGUCCCAGCCUGCGUUAAGUGGCCUCCGCUCACCUCUCUUCCAGAGCGUUGCUUUUGGGUUUCUUCUUCCCUUCGUGGUUUGUUGAUGUCGGAAGAGAAGGACAGGAGCCCUUCAGGGAAGAUGGGAGGCGAGGAGAAGUCGAUAGGUGCUGGGGAGGAGAAGCGAAAGGAAGGAGGCAAGAAGAAGAACAAAGAAGGAUCUGGAGACGGAGGCCGAGCAGAGUUGAAUCCUUGGCCUGAGUAUAUUAACACACGUCUUGAGAUGUAUAAUAAACUAAAAGCAGAGCACGAUUCCAUUCUGGCAGAGAAGGCAGAAAAAGAUAGCAAGCCGAUCAAAGUUACUCUGCCUGAUGGUAAACAGGUCAAUGCAGAAUCCUGGAAAACUACACCAUAUCAAAUUGCUUAUGGAAUUAGUCAAGGCCUGGCUGACAACACCGUUAUUGCUAAAGUGAAUCAAGUUGUUUGGGACCUAGACCGUCCUCUGGAGGAAGAUUGUACCUUGGAGCUUCUCAAAUUUGAGGAUGAGGAAGCUCAAGCGGUGUAUUGGCAUUCAAGUGCUCACAUAAUGGGUGAAGCCAUGGAAAGAGUCUAUGGCGGGUGUUUAUGUUAUGGUCCACCAAUAGAAAAUGGAUUCUAUUAUGAUAUGUACCUUGAAGAAGGGGGUGUGUCCAGCAAUGAUUUCUCUUCUUUGGAGGCUUUAUGUAAGAAAAUCAUUAAAGAAAAACAAGCUUUUGAAAGACUGGAAGUAAAGAAAGAAACUUUACUAGAAAUGUUUAAGUACAAUAAGUUCAAAUGCCGGAUACUGAAUGAAAAAGUGAAUACUCCAACUACCACAGUCUAUAGGUGUGGCCCCUUGAUAGAUCUCUGUCGGGGUCCUCAUGUCAGACACACUGGCAAAAUUAAGACUUUGAAAAUACACAAAAAUUCCUCCACAUAUUGGGAAGGCAAAGCAGAUAUGGAGACUCUCCAGAGAAUUUAUGGCAUUUCAUUCCCAGAUCCUAAAAUGUUGAAAGAAUGGGAGAAGUUCCAAGAGGAAGCUAAAAACCGAGAUCAUAGGAAAAUUGGGAGGGACCAAGAACUAUAUUUCUUUCACGAACUCAGCCCUGGAAGUUGCUUUUUCCUGCCAAAGGGAGCGUACAUUUAUAAUACACUUAUUGAAUUCAUCAGGAGCGAAUAUAGGAAACGAGGAUUCCAGGAGGUGGUCUCCCCAAACAUCUACAACAGCCGACUCUGGAUGACGUCGGGCCACUGGCAGCACUAUAGCGAGAACAUGUUCUCCUUUGAGGUGGAGAAGGAGCUGUUUGCUCUGAAACCCAUGAACUGCCCUGGACACUGCCUUAUGUUUGAUCAUCGCCCAAGGUCCUGGCGAGAGUUGCCUCUGCGGAUAGCCGAUUUUGGGGUGCUUCAUAGGAAUGAGCUGUCGGGGGCACUCACAGGACUCACGCGGGUACGAAGAUUCCAGCAGGAUGAUGCUCACAUAUUCUGUGCCAUAGAACAGAUUGAGGAUGAAAUAAAAGGUUGUUUGGAUUUUCUACGCACAGUGUAUAACGUGUUUGGAUUUUCUUUUAAACUGAACCUGUCAACUCGCCCAGAAAAAUUCCUUGGAGAUAUUGAAGUAUGGAAUCAAGCUGAGAAACAACUUGAAAACAGUCUGAAUGAAUUUGGUGAGAAGUGGGAGUUAAAUCCUGGAGAUGGAGCUUUUUAUGGUCCAAAGAUUGAUAUACAGAUUAAAGAUGCAAUUGGUCGGUACCACCAGUGUGCAACAAUCCAGCUGGAUUUUCAGUUGCCCAUCAGAUUUAAUCUCACUUUUGUAAGCCAUGAUGGUGAUGAUAAGAAAAGGCCAGUUAUUGUCCAUAGAGCCAUCUUGGGGUCAGUGGAAAGAAUGAUUGCUAUCCUCACUGAAAACUUUGGCGGCAAAUGGCCCUUCUGGCUGUCUCCUCGCCAAGUAAUGGUAGUUCCAGUGGGACCAACGUGUGAUGAAUAUGCCCAAAAGGUACGGCAACAGUUCCAUGAUGCUAAAUUCACGGUGGACAUUGAUCUGGAUCCGGGCUGUACGUUGAAUAAGAAGAUCAGAAAUGCGCAGUUAGCACAGUAUAACUUCAUUCUAGUUAUUGGUGAAAAAGAGAAAGCCAGUGGCACCGUUAAUAUCCGUACAAGAGAUAAUAAGGUACACGGAGAGCGUACGAUUUCUGAAACCAUAGAGCGGCUACAGCAGCUCAAGCAGUCCCGCAGCAAACAGGCAGAAGAAGAAUUUUAAUUGAAGAACUUGACCCAGAUUGGCUCGGUGGGAAAGGAUGAACAAUGUUUCUGUAACGUUAAUUUUAUACCCUAGAAAACAUCACUUUAUACCGAAUUUGGAACAGUUAGCAGAGUCUGCAUAGGUGACUGCAGGAUCAACCUAUUUUGUGACCUAGACAGGUUUUAGACAAUGUGUAUUUGAAGGAGGUAAUUAAGAGAGACAUUAAAAUGGUUUUAUUUGUUAAACACUGGAGCACUGGAAAUAAAACAUGAGGAAUGCUUUAAUGUAAUGUGGGAGAAUGUUUUUUAAUCUAAUGAAGUUGAAAAACAAAAAUUUUCAGAUUUGAUUAAAGUAAAAGACCAGAAUUGGAGUAUGUUGUAAAAAUAAAAACUUGAAUUUAUGGAA
Messenger RNA from Ailuropoda melanoleuca (giant panda), 2699 nucleotides. It is a transcript of the gene TARS1, whose product is annotated as threonyl-tRNA synthetase 1. The coding region runs from base 141 to 2312 and encodes 723 amino acids. The transcript is spliced from 19 exons. Gene Ontology annotation, molecular function: threonine-tRNA ligase activity; ATP binding. The record is from RefSeq and is a predicted model, not a curated record. Gene Ontology annotation, cellular component: mitochondrion; cytoplasm. NCBI's taxonomy places the organism in Eukaryota, Metazoa, Chordata, Mammalia, Carnivora, Ursidae. Gene Ontology annotation, biological process: threonyl-tRNA aminoacylation.